Molecule: messenger RNA, 1400 nt
Organism: Pangasianodon hypophthalmus (striped catfish)
Lineage: Eukaryota; Metazoa; Chordata; Actinopteri; Siluriformes; Pangasiidae
Gene: apoeb
Product: apolipoprotein Eb
Exons: 5
Coding region: 116-961 (281 amino acids)
Biological process (GO): lipid transport; cholesterol catabolic process; negative regulation of neuron apoptotic process
Cellular component (GO): intermediate-density lipoprotein particle; extracellular region
Molecular function (GO): lipid binding
Source: RefSeq, a predicted model, not a curated record
UCGUGAUCAGCGCUAUUGUGAACGCAGCCCGGGGAGUAUAAAAAGCGCGCGCACCUCUACCGCUCACAACACGGAGCAAAGCGGACUUCUCAGGUGUUCUUGUCUGUCUAUCAACAUGAGGGCUGUUGUAGUGGUACUUGCUCUGGCAGUUAUUGCUGGCUGCCAUGCUCGUGCUGUGCCCCAGGCUGACCAGCCUCUGGCCAGAUGGGAAGAGACAGUGGAUCAAUUCUGGCAGUUCAUCUCAGAGCUUAACACUCAUACUGAUAGUAUGGUGGAGAACAUGAAGAGCUCCCAGCUCAGCAAGGAACUUGAUACUCUGAUCACUAACACCAUGGCUGAGCUGAACGUGUACAGGGCGGACAUCGAGACCAAACUGGGCCCCUAUGCAACGGACGCCUCAGGCCAGCUGAAGCAGGAUAUGGAUCUGCUGAUCAGCAAGCUGCAGACUGACAUGCUCGAUGCCAAGGAGCGCUCCAACCAGUACCUAACUGAGCUGAAGUCCAUGAUAGAUCAGAAUGCAGAUGACGUCAAGAACCGUAUCAACACCUACACUCGUAAGCUCAAGAAACGCCUGGGCAAGGACACCGAGGAGAUCCGCAACACUGUGGCCACUUACCUGGGUGAGCUGCAGUCCCGUACCCAGCAAAAUGCUGAGGCAGUGAAGAGCCACCUCGAGCCCUACACAAAGGAGGUGCGUGAGGGCAUCAGCACGAAGUUGGGCACCCUCACCGAGCUGCUGCAGAGCCAGUCUCAGGGUGUGAGCCGGCAGCUGGAGGAACAGGCCAGUGUGCUGAAGCAGCAGCUGGAGCAGACUGCCGACAGCCUGCGCACUUCCCUUGAGGGCCGCAUUGAGGAGCUCACCAGCCUCCUGAAUCCCUACACUGAGAAGAUCCGUGAACAGCUCCAGACUGUCAUGGAAAAGAUCAAAGAGGCCUCAGCUGCUCUCCCUGCCCCACUGUAAAGCCACCAAUUAUAACACGUUGUACCACAUACUGGGAGAGCAAGUGGGGAUAUUAUUAGUCUAAUAAUGUUUGUUACUGAUGCUUUAUAGUCUUCACUGUUUGAUAGGUAAACAAGAAAGGGAAAGAACUGGACAUAGCUUCUUACUGAAACAUGGAAUACUGUUUAUUAAUCACCAUGUGGGCUUUCUCAGUAUUAAUCCACUCAAUAAUACUUCUUAAAGUGCAAUAGUAUAACUACCUUGGCUAGUCAUGUUUCUCAAAUCUUCUACAUUGCAUAUAGGUGUGCAUUUUGGGACGAGAGCACGUUUACAAAAUUAGUUUGAUAGUACAAGCAAACCUCAUGAAAUACUGUCCACCAUUUCAAUCAUAAAAUCUGCAAAUAAAUGUCUGACUGCUGUUUUUGAACCUGUAUGCAAUAAAAAUUGGUAAUGGAUCAAA